AUGUUUCUCCAGGUCCACCGUCCUGCUCUCCUGCAAGCAAAGAAGCUCCAAAGGGAUCAGGCAAUUCAGAUUACUGGGUUGGUGGGGUCUCUUUUCAUCGACAGUAAGCCGGUGGUUUUGGGCUAUUUGAUGCGAGUUGUGGAUAGAUGGGCAGAGAUCGUUGGGAAAGACACAGAUCGGCAGCCUCUAGUACCAUGCUCAAUCCAUUUCCCAGAGAGUACAAAGCAACAGGGAGACCAAGAGAAGUGGGAGGCCGGGAUGGAGGCGAUGGAUGAGAUUCUGCAGAUGUUCGGUGCUCACAGCGGCUGGGAUGGGUUCGUCAGUUAUGCGGACUAUGAGGGACUACGAGAGGAUGAAGCGCUGUGUUAUUGA
Monascus purpureus is the source of this 372-nucleotide messenger RNA. The record is from the annotation of a GenBank genome assembly. NCBI's taxonomy places the organism in Eukaryota, Fungi, Ascomycota, Eurotiomycetes, Eurotiales, Aspergillaceae.